Aspergillus ibericus CBS 121593 is the source of this 2298-nucleotide messenger RNA. RefSeq names its product beta-glucosidase. Gene Ontology annotation, biological process: glucan catabolic process. Lineage: Eukaryota; Fungi; Ascomycota; Eurotiomycetes; Eurotiales; Aspergillaceae. Bases 1 to 2298 code for a protein of 765 amino acids. The transcript is spliced from 7 exons. The record is from RefSeq and is a predicted model, not a curated record. Gene Ontology annotation, molecular function: beta-glucosidase activity.
AUGCACAGCAUCAUUGGGCUUUUUGGCCUGCUCGGCGGCCUUUCUCUUUGCAGCGCUGCCCCAGCACAGAACAUCACCAGCGAUGUCUACUUUUAUGGAGACUCCCCUGCCGUCUACCCAUCGCCGGAGGGGACGGGUACUGGCUCUUGGGCUACAGCGUAUGAAAAGGCAAAGGCGCUCGUUGCUCAACUCACGGACGAAGAGAAGGUCAACCUCACAGCAGGAGUCAGCUCUACCACGGGCUGCUCUGGCGUAAUUGCAGCGAUUCCUCGCGUGAACUUUCCCGGGCUCUGCGUGAGUGAUGCAAGCAAUGGACUUAGAGGAACAGACUAUGUCAACGGCUGGUCUAGUGGCAUUCACGUCGGUGCAAGUUGGAAUCGUACGCUUGCCCACCAGAGAGCGGUGUACAUGGGCCAGGAGUUCCAUCGUAAAGGAGUGAAUCUUCUCCUGGGCCCUGUGGUUGGCCCUCUUGGCCGGGUGGCCGAAGGGGGCCGCAACUGGGAAGGGUUCUCGAAUGAUCCCUAUCUUACCGGAGCACUGGUUUAUGAGACAGUCCAAGGCGUUCAAUCUUCAGGUGUUGGUGUCUCUACCAAGCAUUACAUUGGAAAUGAGCAAGAAACAAACCGAAACCCUGGGGUUGAAGACGGCGUCGAGAUCGCCUCUGUCUCAUCAAACAUCGAUGAUCAGACAAUCCAUGAACUCUACCUCUGGCCUUUCCAGGAUGCUGUCCGAGCGGGAAGUGUUGCAAUUAUGUGCUCGUAUGAGCGUAUCAACAAUUCAUACGCAUGUCAGAAUAGUAAGACCCUCAAUGGGCUUCUGAAGACCGAGCUGGGAUUCCAAGGCUAUGUAAUCACUGACUGGGGGGCUCAACACGGUGGUAUCGCCUCCGCCAACGCUGGACUGGACAUGGUGAUGCCCGAAUCCACCCUCUGGGGAGCGAACCUCACUACCGCUAUUGCUAAUGGAACAAUGGAAGCAUCCAGGCUGGAUGACAUGGUGACCAGAAUCCUUGCCACGUGGUACCAGUUGAACCAAGAUACGGAUUUCCCAGCCCCAGGUGUCGGUAUGCCUGCAAGUGCCUACUCCGAACACCAGGCUGUCAUCGGCACCUCGUCUGACGAGAAGGGUACAUUGCUAGACAGUGCCAUUGAGGGUCAUGUCCUAGUAAAGAAUACCAACAAUGCCCUUCCCCUUCAACCAUCACGGUUGGUAUCUGUCUUUGGAUAUGAUGCGAAGAUACCCGAUGCAUUUGACCUUACUUUUACCUUCUUGAGUAGCAGCCCUCCUAUCCAGAACUCCACACUCUAUGUGGGCGGUGGCUCUGGGGCUAAUUCACCAGCCUAUGUCAUCGCGCCGCUUAAUGCCAUUCAGCAACAGGCGUAUCAGGAUAGCACAGCGGUGCUAUGGGAUGUCAGUUCUCAAGACCCCGACGUGGAUCCGACAUCUGAGGCUUGCCUCGUUUUCAUCAACAGCUUUGCUACGGAAGGCUCUGACCGACCAGGCUUGACCGACGAAUACAGCGAUACCCUGGUAACCAAUGUCGCCGGUAAAUGUAACAACACCAUCGUUGUCGUCCACAAUGCCGGUAUCCGACUGGUGUCCGAUUGGAUCGACCAUGCGAAUGUCACGGCCGUCAUCCUGGCUCAUCUCCCCGGUCAAGAUACCGGUCAUGCCUUGGUAGAUAUCCUCUACGGUCGGGCCAAUCCCUCCGGCCGGCUCCCCUAUACGAUCGCGAAACAGGCAUCGGAUUAUGGCACGUUGCUACAUCCGUCCGAGCCACAGACGCCGUAUGGACUAUUCCCCCAGUCUGACUAUACCGAAGGGGUCUACAUUGACUACCGGGCCUUCGAUAAGCAAAGCAUCACCCCGCAGUUUGAAUUUGGGUUUGGCCUUUCGUACACGACGUUUGACUACUCGGGGCUGAAUAUCCAGAAGUCCAACGGCACCACCUCCGAGUAUCCUCCGUCUGCCACGAUCCAAGAGGGGGGAAACCCUCACCUGUGGGAUGAGAUUGUGACCGUGACGGCGGAGGUGCAGAACAGUGGAUCGGUCGACGGGGCGGAGGUGGCCCAGCUCUAUGUGGGGAUACCCAACGGGCCGAUCCGCCAGCUGCGUGGGUUCGAAAAGGUGCUGAUUGCCUCGGGGCAGACGGUCCAGGUGAGUUUCUCGUUGAACCGGCGGGAUCUGAGCACUUGGAGCGUGGAAGCGCAGCAGUGGCAGCUGCAGUCGGGCACGUACCAAGUUUAUGUUGGACGGUCGAGUCGGGAUCUUCCCCUGACGGGGGAAUUCACCCUCUAG